This is a messenger RNA of Porites evermanni, 1347 nucleotides long. The record is from the annotation of a GenBank genome assembly. Lineage: Eukaryota; Metazoa; Cnidaria; Anthozoa; Scleractinia; Poritidae.
UCUUAUGGGAAACCCUAUGAAGCUUUACACGUUGCUGAACUUGGACGGGCCAAAGCUCUUGCAGAACUAAUGUCAAACCGUUACUCUAUUGAAAAAGAAAUAUCCAUCAACACACAAUCGCUUGUUGGCAUUGAGGAAGUAAUGACGAAAAAUGGCAACAGCACUUGCCUAUACAUUUCCUACUACUCUGACAACAUAUUUUUGUGGGUUUUAAAACAAAGCAAACUGGUGGCUUGGCGAAGAACGAAACUUUGUGAAAGCUACGUCAGCAAGGACGGCGAAAUCUCCGUGGAUGACCUUUUUGGAAACGAAAGCUUAUUGAGAAAUUUUCACGUUUUACCUCAAGAGCAAUGCGAAGACCGAUCACUCUUCUCUUCUUACACCAACCAACUUACAAACGAAUCAAAUCUGGAAGAUAGUUUCUCAUCCUUGCGUCUUUCUUUAGAUGAGGACAAAGUAAACACAGACCCUGAACCGCCAACACUUCUUCAGAUUUACAACAUGUUGAUUGAUCCCGUAAGAGACGUACUAGAAGGAUCUGAGAUUAUUGUUGUUCCUGAUCGCUGCUUCUUCAAAGUUCCGUUUGCAGCAUUACAUGAUGAAAGUAACCACUUUUUAUCAGAUUCAUUCAGGAUACGCAUUGUUCCUUCUUUGACGACUCUCAAGCUCAUUCUGGACAGUCCAGCGGACUUUCACGGCGAAACUGGUGCAUUGAUUGUGGGUGAGCCAAGAGUGACGGAUGUGUAUUUCAAGGGAAAGUUAAGGUAUCUCUGUCCAUUGCCUGGCGCGAAAGCGGAAGCAGAGAUGAUUGCAAGACUACUACCUGGAUCUCACCUUUUAAUAGGAGAGCAAGCAACAAGGCAAGCAGUUCUUCAGAGAAUACCCUCAGUGAGUCUCAUACAUUUCGCUGCUCAUGGUGAUGCCGAAAGAGGAGAAAUUGCUCUUACCCCCCCUGACUCUGCAAUGCGUCCUCCACAUGAAGCAGACUACUUACUGACAAUGACCGACAUUUCACAAGUUAAACUGUCAGCCAAACUGGUGGUCCUUAGCUGUUGUCAUACCGCAUGUGGACAGAUCAAAACAGAAGGCGUUGUUGGAAUCGCUCGAGCAUUCUUAGGAUCGGGUGCACGCUCAGUGUUGGUGGCAUUGUGGGACUUACAAGACGAUGCAACAGAACAGUUUAUGAGAAGAUUCUACGAAAAUUUUGUCCAAGGAGAAAGUGCAAGUGAAUGUCUUCACCGGGCCAUGAAGUGGAUGCGAAAUAACGGUUUCUCUGAAGUGAGGCAAUGGGCACCUUUCAUGCUGAUUGGGGAUGACGUGUCAUUUCACUUUGGUGAAGAAAAGUGA